AUUCGGCUUGAUAGUGUCAGUUGCAUCCAGCUCAACCACAUAUGACGUGAGCCCCUUGUGUUCCUCUUUGUCAUUGAUGAAAGUACACAUUGAUAUCUGCUUUUAAAAAUCAGCUACGCAGAUAGGCAUCGGCGCAUCAGCGGUAAAUGUUGAUCAACGGGUGUCAAUCGAUUUGUGAUAACUUACGUGUGUAUACUGGAAAUAAACCGCACUAAAAUUGAACAAUGUUCCAAGCGAAAGCUUUAUACGACUUCCAAGGGGAACCCAACACGCACGAGUUAAAUCUGCAAGCUGGUGAUGUAGUGACAGUAUUAAAAACUGAUUGCAUGGGAGGCUGGUGGGAAGUGAGGAAUGCCUCUGAUCAAAUUGGACUUAUUCCUGGGGCUUAUGUAGAAACAAUUGGUAAAGAAUCAACACAAAAUUCAGAUUGGAAUGCAGCACCUCAACCAGCUGCAACAGAGCAAAAGGAUGAAUGGUAUGAUGAUUGGGAUGAUGACACCUAUUCAGAAAUAGGUCCUAGUGAACCCCAUGAGCAACAGACACAUGAUCCAAUCUAUGCAAAUAGUGGGGAAACAGAGUACAAUCAUUUUGAACCUGGGUAUGACCCUAAAGGCACUGUAUCAAAAAAGAGUUUAAACCGUUUCGGUUCAUUUAUGAAAAACGGCGGCGAAAACUAUUUGCUUGGCAAUGUGAAAGUCACCGUUCCGGACACAUCGAAAAUCUACAUACAAAUAUCCGAGGAAAAUCAAUUCCAAUGGCCAGAGUUAAAUUUAGUACAGACUGUACAAAUCACCAGCCCAAAAAAAGAGUCCAAGUUAAAGGGACUCAAAAGUUAUAUAGCUUAUCAGCUCACGCCAAGCGCGACUAACAUUCAAGUAUCACGUCGAUACAAACACUUUGAUUGGCUGCAUGAACGCCUUAUGGAGAAGUUUAGUUUACUCGCAAUUCCCCCACUGCCUGAUAAACAAAUUUCCGGAAGAUAUGAGGAACAAUUUAUUGAGCGCCGACGAUGUCAGUUAAACGAAUUUAUUAAUUACGUUUGUCGUCAUCCGGUAUUAUCACGAUGCGAUGUUUGGCAGCACUUCUUGACUUGCACCGAUGAGAAACUUUGGAAGCAAGGAAAACGACUUGCUGAAAAAGAUGAACUUGUAAACGCUAAUUUUGCGCUGUGUAUUGAGGCACCGCAGAAAACUCUGCUGCCUUCUGUUUACGAAACUUUAGAAAGUACAAAGGUGCCGUUCAUAAUGCAGUUGGAUAAUAAUUUCAAAAAUACACUUGCUGUGCUGUUGGAUCAAGGAAAGAAGUUCAAAGGACUAUAUGGAAAAGAGUAUCAAAAGGUUGGAAAUACAUUCUUUGCGCUUGGUGCAGCGAUUGAGUAUGAUUCAAAAGCGGUGCCAUGUCAUCUGUCGCAAAAUAUUAAACGGAUGGGAUCGGCGUAUGUUGAUAUUUCGGGGUAUUAUGACGCACAACCAGCGCUUGAUUGGGACUGCCUUGGUGAUAAGUUAUACUUGUACAAGGGCAUCACCAGUUCAUUCCAGCAGAUUUUCAGUACGUGCAGAAGUUUACAAAACAAGCGGAAAGAAAUCGAGAAGAUUCAGAGUGGUAACGUUGUGACCGAAGUUAAAGCGCGUAGCGAUACGUUCACGUACGUCACGCUCGCUGAGCUGAAACAUUUUAAAGACGAACGGGAUCAUCAAUUGAAGGCGAGCAUGAUGCAUUUCUUAGAGGAACAAGUCAAAUUUCAUCAAAAGAUUGCCGCUAGAUUGCAGAAUGUUUUAGACGAUUUUAAACGAAAGUAAUGUGCUAGUCUUAACAUAUGCAAUUAAAUACGAAAGCAAAAUAAUUUUAAUUAAGAGGUACACAUUCAAUGUGCUUUUGUUUCCAAAUAUUGUUUCGAUUUUCAUUUAGGUUUUCAAUGAGAGCACAAUAUUACCAAAUAUUCAAACUAAUGUGAUUUCAUUUAUACAUAUUAAUAUGGCAAAUAUGAAAUAUUUUCUAAGUAUGUAUUCGAAAACGAAACUUGUAUUUUUGUAAAUAUUUAGUAUCCAUUUUAAUGAGUGUAAUCUUCGUAUAUAAUGCAAUAUUAGAGACUGAAAAUGUUUGGAACGUA
Molecule: messenger RNA, 2110 nt
Organism: Dalotia coriaria
Lineage: Eukaryota; Metazoa; Arthropoda; Insecta; Coleoptera; Staphylinidae
Gene: SH3PX1
Product: sorting nexin 33-like protein SH3PX1
Exons: 2
Coding region: 225-1799 (524 amino acids)
Biological process (GO): plasma membrane tubulation; endocytosis; endosomal transport
Cellular component (GO): cytoplasmic vesicle; plasma membrane
Molecular function (GO): protein binding; phosphatidylinositol binding
Source: RefSeq, a predicted model, not a curated record